UUUGAGAGAGAGAGAGAGAGAGAGAGAAGGGACUCUCUCACUUCCUCAGCCACCAUUUAAGACCAAAAACCCCAAACGAACAGAAAACACAACAAAACAAACACAUGCGUGCUCAAUAAGCCAUUUUUCCCCCUUUCACUUCCACACACGCGCACAAAAGUCUAUUUUCUCCUUUCUCUCUCUACAAACAAACCCUAGAUCUUACAUCAUUCACAACACAAACCCUUCCGAGCCCACCACACUACCCAUUUUCCCAGAUCUGGCUAAUCCUCACUCACAAUUCUCCUCAACCCAGUUCCAAUUCCAUCCGAUCGGUGCAAAAUCCAAGCAAAUUUUUAGACAAACCCAUAACGCGUUUUCCCCAAAAUUUCCCCUUUUUCUCACUGAAUUCCGCGUUGUUUAUCACCUGGGCGGCGUUAAUUUGACCGAAUUGCGUGUUGUUUAACCUCAAUUUCGCUAGAUUCGCGAUUAAUUUUACUGGGAUUCUAUCGAAUUUUUCUGGGUAUUAAUUAUUAUCUGAUUCAUCUGAGCAAAUGCUUUGUUAUAAUAUUUUUUUCUAGUAGUGGAGAAUUCGAAUUCCGUUGUGUUUUGAGAGCGAGAAUUUUUCUCAUGGCAAUGCCAUCGGGAAAUGUGGUAUCUUCGGACAAAAUGCAGUUCCCGAGCGGCACCGCCGGAGCCGGCGAGAUCUCCCACCAUAACAACCGGCAGUGGUUCCCUGACGAGCGGGACGGGUUCAUUUCGUGGCUGCGCGGGGAAUUCGCAGCGGCCAACGCAAUGAUCGACUCGCUCUGCCACCAUCUCCGGGCCGUCGGGGAGCCCGGUGAGUACGACGCCGUCAUCGCCUGCAUCCAGCUGCGGCGCUGCAACUGGAACCCCGUCCUCCAUAUGCAGCAGUACUUCUCGGUCGCCGAGGUGAUGUUCGCGCUCCAACAGGUCGCCUGGCGGAGGCAGCAGAGGUUCUAUGACCCGGUCAAGAUGGGGAACAAGGAAUUCAAGCGAUCGGGAGUGGGGUUUAAGCAAUGGCAAAGGAAUGAUAGUUUCAAGGAUGGCCGUAAUUCUGCUGCGGAGAGUCAUUGUUUGGAUGGGAAUUCUUCGUUCGGCAAUGCCGCUUCGGAGAAAGGCGGGAGUGAUAAGUCCGGCGAUGAGGUCGGGAAUUCGGAUGACAGAGGUUCAAUGCCUGCUGCUAAGGAGAAAAAUGAUUCUGCAGCGAAAUCGCAGGAAGAUGGUAAUGUGAAGAGCUUAGGGAAUUUUGAAGGAGUGGUAUCUGGUUCAGAACCUGAAGUUCAUGCAGUAGAUGAUGGAUGCACCUCAAGUUCUAAAGAGAAUGAUUCACAUUCCACACCAAAGCAGAAUGAGAAUUCAAAUCUUGCUAAUGUCCCCAAAACCUUUUCUGGCAACGAGAUGUUCGAUGGAAAGCCGGUUAAUGUGGUUGAAGGGCUAAAAUUGUAUGAAGAAUUCUGCGCUGAUACUGAAGUGUCAAAACUUGUUGCUCUGGUAAAUGACCUGCGGUCUGCAGGAGAAAGAGGACAUUUUCAAACAGGUCAAACAUAUGUUGUCUCAAAGAGACCAAUGAAGGGACAUGGAAGAGAGAAGAUUCAAUUGGGCCUUCCAAUUGCAGAUGCUCCAGUUGAAGAUGAAAUUUCUGCAGGGACCUUAAAAGAUCGGAGAACAGAAGCCAUCCCUCCCUUGCUGCAGGAUGUGGCUGAGCGCUUAGUCAGCAUGCAAGUUGCAACUGUGAAGCCAGAUUCUUGCAUAAUUGAUUUCUAUAAUGAGGGUGAUCAUUCGCAGCCUCACUUGUGGCCAUCUUGGUUUGGAAGGCCUGUUUGCGUCCUGUUCUUGACGGAAUGUGACAUGACUUUUGGGCGAGUAUUUGCAAUAGACCAUCCUGGGGACUAUAGAGGCGCCCUUAAGCUUUCUCUUAAACCUGGAUCCCUCCUUGCAAUGCAAGGGAAAUCCGCGGAUUUUGCGAAACAUGCAAUUCCUUCCCUGCGCAGACAACGCAUACUUGUAACUUUCACCAAGUCUCAACCAAAGAAAUCCAUGCCAAGUGAUGGUCAGCGUAUGCCUUCACCUGGAGUCGCUCCAUCAUCACAUUGGGGUCCACAACCCAGUAGAUCCCCUAACCACAUCCGGCAUCCUGGUCCGAAGCAUUAUGCCCCAGUUCCCACCACUGGUGUAUUGCAAGCUUCCCCUGUUCGUCCUCAAAUCCCACCUCCUAAUGGCAUCCAGCCACUUUUCGUGACUGCCCCGGUUGCACCAGCCAUGCCUUUUCCUGCACCGGUUCCCAUUCCACCCAGUUCAAGUGGAUGGUCAGCAGCUCCUCCCAGGCAUCCCCCGCCCCGCUUGCCCGUUCCUGGCACUGGAGUUUUCCUCCCUCCACCAGGAUCUGGUGGCAAUUCAUCAGGUUCUCAACAGGUACUGGGCAACGACACAAACCACACUGUUGAGACUGCAGCCCCGCCAGAAAAAGAAAAUGGAUCAGGAAAGCUGAACCAUGGUAUGACUGCUUCUCCGAAAGGAAAAGUAGAUAGCAAAACUCAGAAACAGGAAUGCAACGGCAGCUUGGAUGGGAGUGGAAGCGUAAUAUCAGUGACGAAGGAGGAGCGACAGCAGAGCAGUGACAAUACAGCAACUAGCAAGUCAGCUGCAGCAGUUUAGAGAGAGAGAGAGAGAGACAGACAGAAAGAGAGAGAUAUAUAUAGAUAGAGAGAGAGAGAGGGAGAGAUUCUUAAAAUGGAAGAACGGCAAUGAGUUGGAAGCAAAUGUAAAGAGCGGCAACAUUCAAGACUUUUGACAUCAUACCAGCAAGAGGAUUGUAAGGGAGAGAGAACUUCUUUAGUUCUUGAAAUCCCUUUGUCCUCUGUUCUUUUUUGUUGUCCUACCUAUUAUAUGAAACUCUUACAUUAGGUGGAAAA
This is a messenger RNA of Morus notabilis, 2915 nucleotides long. RefSeq lists its product as uncharacterized. Bases 610 to 2658 code for a protein of 682 amino acids. Gene Ontology annotation, biological process: mRNA catabolic process. Gene Ontology annotation, molecular function: mRNA binding; demethylase activity. Lineage: Eukaryota; Viridiplantae; Streptophyta; Magnoliopsida; Rosales; Moraceae. The transcript is spliced from 8 exons. The record is from RefSeq and is a predicted model, not a curated record.